AAUAGGGCCUAGUUAAACAGAUAAACAAGGCUGGUUUGGACACACAACCAAUUGGUGUACACUUGGACGGUAGUCAGAUAAGUGAUACCAAAAGCUUACGGAGUGUCACACAACCGCCCGCAUCUUAAUAUUAUUCCAUAUUUUGCAUCGGGGUGUACAGUAAGUGCUGGAAGAGUAACCACACCAUGCGUUGAGAAACCGGUGAGCUGUCAGUUUUAGUUUAAAUAGGUGAGCAGAAAACCAAGUUGUGAUUUUACGUUUUAUUUUGCUGGUGUGAAACGGUGACUUUCUAGCGAGUCCGGUUUAUCUUCGGAUGAACGUAUCACCAAGCAUGGCAGAUUCCAUGCUAUCCCUUCAAAACCUGAUGGAGGCUACAAGAUCCAGUGCAUUCAUCAUGAGCAAUCCACCGUUAGCAGCACUCCACAGUAUGACGGAGAAAACACCGGCUUUCCCGUACCCAACUCAGCCUUGUUUCACGUCUACGGGAACCUACAAACCUAUGGCUAUGGCGUACCACCCGGUGAGCCUAGCGAACGCCACCCCGCACGGUAUCUCGGACAUUCUGAGCAGGCCAGAGAACUAUAAUGCUGCCGCGGCUGCGGGCUUUUUGACGGGUGUCUCCCGGUUCGGUUCGCCGUUUAGCACGGCAGCUAAUAUGUACUUAAGUCGGCUCGGUAAACCAGUGACAGACUUGCAUGUACCGACAACCGGACCGGCGGCUUUAUAUUGGCCGGCAAAUCUCUUACAUUCCCCGGCAGCAUGGAGGGAUCCAAGACUACCGUGUCCGCCAGUUCAGUCGGCCUCACAGAGCUGUAGCCCCGUCGACAAAGACGGCAAGAAGAAACACACCAGGCCCACCUUCUCGGGCCAACAAAUCUUUGCUUUAGAGAAGACAUUCGAGCAGACCAAAUACCUUGCCGGACCUGAGAGAGCUAGAUUAGCUUAUGCACUCGGCAUGACAGAAAGCCAAGUCAAGGUAUGGUUUCAGAAUCGACGAACGAAAUGGCGCAAGAAACACGCAGCAGAAAUGGCAAGCGCUAAGAGAAAACAUGACUCGGAGACCGAGCAUCUCGCUGCUGAGGGAUCCGAUCUAGAUGACGGCGUGCAAGGUCACCACGGACGCGGUAUCAGCAGGGUCACGGUAGACCACACCACCGGGCCAGGAGACGUCAAAAGAAGGCGGGAAGAGUUGGGGUUUGCUGCUACAUUGGACUCUUCGAAUAGCACAUCAAGUUUAUAGCUCAAUCGCUCUAACUAAAGAUGAAGUCUUAAACACCCGAGGGAACAAACCGUGCUGUGGAUUGCUAUGGCUUGGACGAACUACACGUUCUGGAGUAUUUACUUCUACCAGUACAUAAGUCGUAGAUCAUGACGUUAGUCCAUGGAACUCUUCAUCUGGCAAAAUAGUCAGGAUUCUGUAUGUUGUUUCAUAAGCUGGUAACCAAUCAAAAGCAUGGACUCUGCCACCAGAAUGAUACCAGUUCAAUCAUAUACAUGAGUUUAGGAACUAUACUGGCAAUUCGAGUCAUGUGACCGGUCAUGUGACCGGAGAACUGAAGAAGGGUGUACAGCAAAAAGUGAUGUAACUAUUUUGUUCAUGAGCGUUUGUUUUGGUUUACAUGAAGUCGUGGCUAACAGGGUGGUUUAGGGGCUACAAAGGACCGUCCAAGAGGACGGUCCAAAAAGACGGUCCAAAAGGACGGUCCAAAAGGACGGUCCAAAAGGACGGUCCAAAAAGACGGUCCAAACAGACGGUCCAAAAAGACGGUCCAAACCGACGGUCCAAACCGACGGUCUAAAAGGACGGUCACACUGGGGUUGGUCUAGGGGCCGCAACGGGCCCUUUAAAUCCAAGAGUCACAUAUAGCGGUUGCAGGGGAGUCAUAAUGGGGUUAGAAUGGUUGCUCAGGGGCUGCACAACAAGACGUGCAAGAGUCACACUGGGGUCGGUUGGUCUAGGGCCGCAACGGGUCCGACAAGAGUCGCACAUUUGGGGCAGCAAUUGGAUUCACACAUGGGUUAGCAUUGUGGGCUGCAAAUUAGAUGUUAAUGCAAGAGUCGUUAUUUUAGGCUGCAAAAGAGUCACACAGGGGUUUUGCGAAAAGAGGGAUUAAUCUGCCAACAGGAGAAACAGUAAUCGUAAAUAACAGUUACACAAAUUAUAGAAUGCUCACUAGUUUAGUUUAGUACUGAUUUUUUUUAUACUAUGAAGUGGCCCUGCCAAUAAUUAGGCCUGUGUUGUUUUAACAAUCUGAAAUAAGUUUAUUUAACACAAGGUGUUAACUGUUGUCUGGCUUGUAUCACUGUCAUAGACCUGCUUAUCGCAUAAACUGUGCUUAGCAGUAAUCCAGCUAAGACACGUGUAAUGUACAUGACUGGUCCACGUUUUGCUAACCAUUAUGCUAAGCAAAAACAGCUUCUCUUUAUCUUUAAGCAGACAUUUGCAUAGACCAUAACCCAAUUUCAUAGAGCAGCGUAAGCAAAAGCUAUUGCUUAAACAAUUUCUUCUGGUCGCCAUUUAGCAGGAAACCAGUCAAAAGUUGUGCAUUUGAAAUGAUAUUUUGGCGGGUAAUAUAUUUCAGGUAAGUUGUUUUAUGCUGAUCUACUUUGUGUGCUUAAGCAGCUCUAUGCAAUCGGGCCCAUAUCUCCACAGCGAAAACAAAUAGAGCA
Messenger RNA from Asterias rubens (European starfish), 2670 nucleotides. RefSeq names its product homeobox protein Nkx-6.2-like. Lineage: Eukaryota; Metazoa; Echinodermata; Asteroidea; Forcipulatida; Asteriidae. Gene Ontology annotation, biological process: cell differentiation; regulation of transcription by RNA polymerase II. The coding region runs from base 314 to 1240 and encodes 308 amino acids. The record is from RefSeq and is a predicted model, not a curated record. Gene Ontology annotation, molecular function: DNA-binding transcription factor activity, RNA polymerase II-specific; RNA polymerase II cis-regulatory region sequence-specific DNA binding. Gene Ontology annotation, cellular component: nucleus. The transcript has 3 exons.